Molecule: messenger RNA, 1221 nt
Organism: Pleurotus ostreatus (oyster mushroom)
Lineage: Eukaryota; Fungi; Basidiomycota; Agaricomycetes; Agaricales; Pleurotaceae
Exons: 2
Coding region: 1-1221 (406 amino acids)
Molecular function (GO): protein-folding chaperone binding
Source: RefSeq, a predicted model, not a curated record
AUGUUCAGCUACAACCCUUACCAAUCGAGUUACUACUCUCCCUACGACAAUUAUUACCCUUCACCAUCCUAUGCUCGAACGCGAGCUUUAGCUCAAGAGCGUGCCAAGGCUGAGCUUCGCGAGCGGUCGAGAGCGUUGGCUGCUCAGCAGAUGAUGCGAGACCGAUACCUCGUUCCCGAAUAUGAAGAAGAUCGCAAUUCUAGCGACGAGGAGUACUCCGGGUAUGGCGCCGGGGACUAUACGCCUUACGGUUACGCACCGGGCUACGGUUCUUCAUAUGAUCUAUCUCCACGCGAACGAGCCUACCUGCAAGCAAAAUACCGGGACGAGAGGGAGAAGAAGGAGCUUUUAAGACGGCGAUUGGCUCAAGAGGAGCUAUUACGCAGACAACAGGCUGAAGAAGCCUCCCAUACUAGUCGAUCUCCUUCGCCGCGGAAGCAUACCAUCCCUGUUCGCUCACCAUCUCCGGAACCUUGUCCUCAGCAUCUUCCAUCUCCGCCCCAUUCUCGCCAGGCCUCGCCUAGACGUCAGGCCUCGCCCCAGCAAUCGAGCUCCCCCCAUGUGGGCUUAGCUGCUCCCAUCGAGAAGCUGAAUGAAGCCGCUUCGACCAUCCAACGCGUCUACCGUGUCCAUCAUGCGCUCCGGACCGUGAAGUCACUUUCUUCGCAGUUUGAACAACUUCGCGACAACUUCCAGCGACCGAGUAGAUUAGACUUCCAAGGACCUGGCAGUGAAAUCAUCACGGUUGACGUUCAUUGUCCUCCCGCUUCCCUUCCUCCAACGUUGCCGAAACUAGCGUAUACUUCCACCAAUGUACCACUACAUGGUUAUGUGGAGUCGCUCAACCGCCUUCUUGUUGCCCUGGAUGCUGUUGAGAGCCACGGGGCGAGGGAGGUCAGGGAUGUGCGGAAACAAGUGGUUCGAAUGGUGGAGCAAGAGGCAUCAGCGAUAGAACAGUGGUGGAAGAACAUUUGGGAGAAACGCGAUCCUGCGGUGGAAGAGACUGAAGGAUCUAGGAACGACCAUGCGGCGGAUGAGCGUGCAGCGAUCUGCGAACCAUCGGCCGCAUCUGAUGCUACUCAGGAACAUGUCGACCACGACGACGACAUGCGCGUCGACGAAGACACUGCGGCGUCAAUCACCCCAAUAGUGGGCGAAACUGCUUCGCCCCAUGUCACGCCACCGUCAGAUGAGGGAGCGCAGAGUCCCCUGGCAUUAUAA